AUGGCCGUGAAAAAUGCAGUUAAGACAUGGGCGUGUUCCCGAGUCGUCGCCGGGGAAGGGGGUGGGCGCACGGCGGCGGCGGCGGGGGUGGACAACGGAGGGAGCACGCUCACUCGAUACUCUGUCAGGUGCAAUCAGACAGUCGCUCGGGGCCCAGCCUCUGCCGCCGCCGCCGCCGCCGCCUGCCCCGCCCCUGGGCUGCUGCAAGAGGGGCGCAGAGAGUGCCUCCAUCGGUAGUGCUCUCUUCUGAAACAGGUGGCUCCCAAACGCGCUCUGCCGAUUUACGAGGCCGUGGAGAGCGCACGAAUUGAUUCCAUAAUGCGCUUUGCAGAUCGCUGUAUUUUGGUUUAUUCUUUUUUCAAU
Gryllus bimaculatus (two-spotted cricket) is the source of this 363-nucleotide messenger RNA. NCBI's taxonomy places the organism in Eukaryota, Metazoa, Arthropoda, Insecta, Orthoptera, Gryllidae. The record is from the annotation of a GenBank genome assembly.